Spizellomyces punctatus DAOM BR117 is the source of this 2816-nucleotide messenger RNA. RefSeq lists its product as uncharacterized. Gene Ontology annotation, molecular function: DNA binding; chromatin binding. The record is from RefSeq and is a predicted model, not a curated record. Lineage: Eukaryota; Fungi; Chytridiomycota; Chytridiomycetes; Spizellomycetales; Spizellomycetaceae. The coding region runs from base 173 to 2644 and encodes 823 amino acids. Gene Ontology annotation, cellular component: nuclear inner membrane. The transcript has a single exon.
CUGGUUUUUUCCUCCAACGUGAGUGAUCUUCAACAAGCCCCGGCUGAAAUCUUACGAAAACAUAAUCUAGCAAGCCUUGUUUUAGUCUACAUUUUACUUUUCAACUCUCCUACGUGGGACAUCAUCUGCAUUCAAAUCCCUUGCACUUCCAGUCGGCCGAAUCAGGGCAACAAUGGCCGAUAAACCAGACAUCCCCGACCAUUUGAAACCGGACUUUGACCCGGCAAAACAGACCAUCCAGCAGCUGACGAGCUUACUAGGCCGGCACGGAGUAACGACCCCUACAUCCCGAGCAAAGAAGGACGUUUACGUUGGUUUAUUCAAAGAGCACAUCACUCCCAACCGGAACAAAUUUAUGGAGGAGCUGACGAAAUCGUACGGAAAAGCACCAAAGAACUUUGGCUCUGGGUCUCUUGAUGCCGAUUCUGGUCAAGGGAGCAGCGCUGCGCCUUCGAGCGCUGCACCUACACCAGACCUCAAGACACGCAGGAGGAGAGUCACACUCUCCAGCGAUAUGGUGGAUCCCUUUAAACCUGGCGACGGGGCUGGGAGCGACGAGCAACUCCCAACGACUCCGGCUGCAAAUGUAGAUGACCGAAAAGUGUUCUCAGACGACAAUCCAUUCCAAAGUCCACCCAAAGGUACUCCUGUCAAGACAGGUGCCAAAACAAAAGUUUUGAAAAAGCGGCGUACUACCAUCGCCGCGCCUACCGAAAUUUCCGAUGAUGAAGAUCAACCGACACAAAUUCACACUGGACGCAGGCCUCGGCAUUCUGUGGCGACUUUUCCUGAGCAGGCCGCUGCAUCUCCGCAACCCUUCAUGUUCAAAAUGUCGCAACAUACCCCGGUUAAAGCGGCGGAUUCAGAUGUGCCUGACUCCCCAGUACCUUCAGCUCGAAGCCGUACCGGAGAUCGUCGUAAGACGAUUGGAGGUGACCUCCUUGCUUCGCGCAGAAAGGCGGCCGCUGCACGCCAAUCAUUACCGCUCACCCUAAGUGAUUCAACGAGCGAGCGCGAGGAACUCUUAUUCCAUCCCAUCGAGAAGAAGCAGCCCGAAGUAGACGAACCAGCAAAGGAAGUCACGCCCAGCGUGUCACUUACAGAAGCUGAGCCCGAAGAGCCGUCGGCUAUUCCGGAGGGAAACAGCAUGGAACAACAAUCGGCUACAGGCGACGACACAUGGGCAACGGUAACUCCAAGAAAGACCACACCGCCUCGGCCGAAAUCUACCAAGCGACCGGAAAGGAGAUUCAAGCGUCCUUCUACAGUAAUGCCAGCAAAGACGGACCGCACCUUUUUGAUUACUCUCCUCGUGUUCCUUGCUGCAGCAACUUUCGGACAUUGGUAUUGGGAAGCAAGAGAUGUGAUGGGCUACUGUGAUGGUAAUGAAACUGCUGUCCGAAAUGGAACGUAUGAAGGGUACAACCCGCUUGGGUUGGUUCUGCCCAUAUGCAGAAAAUGUCCACCGCGCGGCGUGUGUGUUGACAAGACUGUCUUGGAUUGUGACCAUCCGGAUUAUAUUCUUGAGCCGAACCUCCUUACAACGGCUAUACCAAGCAAAUAUUUGCCUUUUCCUCUGGCCGAACCCAAGUGCGUGAAAGAUACAAAAAAGCAGAAGGCAGAAGUGCAGCGCCAGCAGCACAUUGAAGCUCUUCUCAACUUUCUAAGUACGGUGGUCCGAACGUGGAUUGGGACAGCAGAGUGCGGUGGUAUCAUCCGGCAAAUAACCGACCCGCUCAGAUCUACCGCUACUGGAAAUAUUUUGGGGAUGCCUUACAGUGUCGCAAGGGACGAACUUAGGAAUGUGAUUGGCAAAAAAUGGGAUGAUGAAAAGUUGAAAACCUACUGGGACUUGGCUAUUCAACUUAUUCGUGAGUCCGGACCAGACCAAUCGACAUCGGAUCUAGCUGAAAUUAUGGACGAAACUGGGCGAACACGUCUUCUCUACUCUACUCAGCCACCGAUCAUGUCUGUAUCGUGUCGCUUAAAACGUUCGAUUUGGGAAACCUCUAGAGCCUACUGGUUACCACUUUCUGCUCUUGGCAUUACAGUUAUUUUCUUUGUUUGGUUUUGGUACCAACGUCAAGCGGUAGCUCGCGAGGCCCGUAUGAUUGCAAGACUCGUAGAGGAUGUCUUGGAUGCCGUAUCUGACGAAGCGGAAAAUUAUCGACUUGACCCAACCCGCCACCCUAUCCCUGGUUUGUCCGUAGCCCAACUCAAGGAUUAUUUACUUCCGCAUGUCAUUCCCGGUAGCGACCGACAUGGUAAAGGAAAAGGGGAGAGUGUUUUUGAUGAAAAGACGGGACACACCAAGUGGCAUCUGGUUGACGAAAGAGCUCGCGAUCUCACCUGGGAGAAAGUGCAUCAAUUGGUGCUCAAGAAUAGUAAUGUGCGGGAAACGGUCAUGGAUUUGAGGGGAGAGUCGCACUUGGUAUGGCAAUGGAUUGGAAGUCAUGCGUUGAGCCCCAGGAGGAAGGGCGUAGCUGCAGCUAGAUUGGUUGGAUCGUCAGCCACGGCAUCAGGGACGGCAUCGGAAAGUGGAAGUGAUGCAGAGGAUAAACAAGGGAAUCAAAGCGGAGCGUUUAUGAAAAAAUUGGAACAGGCAUUGGAAGGAGCCGUUCAACCCGAAAUAAAAGAUGAGUGACGAUCAAUUUACGGGGGGGAAAGGUUCGGCAGGUAGUUGUCCCGUUUUUGGCUUCUCUGCUUUGUAGAAGGGAACAGCGAAAUUUGCAUUGAUAUUGUACAGAGUUCCGUAGUUUAGAUCUUGUCAUUUAAUAUAUUUGUAACUUUUUUUUUUCAAAAAGUGUCUAUCGUUC